Molecule: messenger RNA, 2044 nt
Organism: Quercus lobata
Lineage: Eukaryota; Viridiplantae; Streptophyta; Magnoliopsida; Fagales; Fagaceae
Exons: 3
Coding region: 611-1582 (323 amino acids)
Source: RefSeq, a predicted model, not a curated record
UGUCCGUCAGCCAAAUUGCUCCGAAUGCCUGGAGGAUUUUUAUUGGUGCUGAGAUCCUUUGGGGUCGCUUGAGUGGGGGGAACCGUCAGCUUUCGCUAGACGAGUUCUUUUAUUGCUACAGACCCCAGCAUAAAGUAUCUGCCAAGGGGACUUACCAUUUUGCUCCACGUGAGAAGAGCUUAAGAUUAGUGUUUGAUAUGCCAGACUCCAAUAGAAAUUGGAAGAAUAGAUUUUUCUUUGUUAAAGGGACGGAUUGGGUGUGCCGUCCAGGUGAGUGGGAUACACUGCCUGGCGGUUAUUUUGAUAACACUUGGGCCUAUAUUAGGGAGUCAGGUUGCCCCCUUGUCUUUCUUCUUACCGUCUCUUUUCAUUUAUCAGGGAGUUUUCUUGAGUCCGUCUCCUUUAACACCGUCUAUUCCCUUUUAUUUCAGCUAGUGCUCGCCCGGAGAUAUCUGACGAACAAAGGGAAUUUAUCCGUCGGAUACUUGGCAUAUCGCUUGAGCAACGGAAGUGUAGGGACUUGAUCACCCUAGACACCCUCCAUUUGUAUUGUGGGGGUCCAGAGCCGACGGUUGAAGCUCGGAAGUUGGAAGAAUUUUCUCGUAAACAGAUGGAAGCUGCGAAGCAAAGGGUGAGGGCCGCUGCUGCCCGUAAGAAGGAGGAGGAGAAAGCUAAGGGAAAAGAAGGAGCGUCAACCCCUCAUUCCUCUUUGAAGAGUUCAGUUAAGAGGAAGGCUGACGGAAAGGACGAUCCUCCUUCUAAGAAGGUAGCUGUCAGUGCAGGGGAUGUGCCUUCCACGAAGUCGCCUCCCAAGUCUGGUCACGGUGCUGGGAAAGGAGUGAUGACCUCUUCUGGUCCCGUCAUUGAGGGACCCCGUUGCUUGCUGACCCACAAGGAUUAUGCUGUUGAGGGGGUAGAAUCCCUCAUAAAACAGACGGAUCUUGACCCUUGUGCUCAGCUAGGGACGGAAGACCUGGGGGCGUCAGCUUUCUUUGACAUAGCACGGGCCUUGGUUCGUGUAAAAGCACUUCAAGACCGGUGCGUGGCCAAAGAAGGCGUCGUUUCUCGGGUUAGGAGGCAUAACGCCAAUCUGAUGGAUCAGCAAGCGCAAUAUAAGGAGGCCGUCCGUCUCUUAAACUCAGAGCUGAAGGAUGUAAAGGAGAAGUUGGGAGAGGCUGAGGGUCAGCAGAAGAAGCUUGAGGAGGAGGUUUCAUCCUUACGUGCACAAGUAGAGACGGCUGGGACUGAUGCGGUCCAAAAAUUCAAGACAACCCAGUCAUUUAUUGACUCCUGCGCUGAUUAUUACGGCACAGGUUUCGACGAUUGUCUGAGGCAGGUAGCGUCAGCUUAUCCAGAGUUGGAUCUAUCCGGAAUUACCAUGGACGCCUCCGUGCCGAUGACUCCUGCUCGUGAAACUGUUGCUGACAAAGGUGACGGACCUAUUAGUUUGGACUCUUUGCUUAAUGAUGCCGGAGUUAUUUUGGCUCAGCCAGCCGUCACUAUUCCUGCCGAGUCUUCAGAUGCGGCACAAAUUGCCAAGGAUAAAGCUGACGGGGUCUCCAAGGAUGUUCCUGCCAUUUAACCAUAGCUUUUCUAUUGUAAUUUUUGAACAAUGUUUUUAAAUGUCCUUUUGUUUAUUGGGCUUUUUACCUGUAACUCUAUUUGCCCCUUUUUAUGGCACUUGGAAUUCGUCGCUUUGAACAUGUAUACUGAUUCUAAUUUCUUAUGGCCCCAUUUAUUUGAUGAGAUCGUUAUUUUUUUGAUUUUUUAGCCCCUUUUUAUCAUUUCUACGGGCUUGUUGGUUUGAGAACCACGUUUGUAAGUAGGGUCUUACUUUUUCGUUAGACCGUCAUCUAUUGGACCGUCUGCCUUAUAGGUCCGUUAGUUUUAGGACCUGGUCCAUAUGAUGAUAUUUUCAUCUAUUGGAUUGUUGACUUUGUUGGACCGUGACUUUUUUAAUUUUGGUUUUUCCGGACCGUUGUUUUCUUGGCCUUAGCCUUGACGUUUUUGACACCUUUAUUAGUCCGUCAGUUUUUUAAGUCCU